Lingula anatina is the source of this 3619-nucleotide messenger RNA. RefSeq lists its product as uncharacterized. NCBI's taxonomy places the organism in Eukaryota, Metazoa, Brachiopoda, Lingulata, Lingulida, Lingulidae. The record is from RefSeq and is a predicted model, not a curated record.
UGGCCAAUGAGGAAGCCGUGUCUUAGCAACCGAGACAAUGAAAACAAUGGCGACACGGGACACCAAAUAUUGUUCACGUCAGUAAGAACCGAGAACAAGUACCAAUAAGUUAGAACCAGAGAGAAGGUUGCCAUCGUCGCCCGGGAACAUCGGCUGAAGAGUUAGUAGGGAUAAAGAUAAAAACACCACCCCAAGAAAGCGGUCUCGACUCAAACAUCAGAGCAAAAUGACGGACGCUCUAGUUGAGACGCGUAGGGUUCAGUAUUACGGGACGAACCGAAACAUAGAUCAAGAGGCAAAACAACUUGUGAAGAUUCUAAAAAAGGACCACGUUCUUCAGAAAGGGGAAUAUAACCUUGAGGAGGCAAAUGUGGACAAAGGCAAUUUGUGGAAAAGUACGACUUUGCGGGAUUAUUCGGGCCAGAGACCAGCAAAAGUAGGAAAGCAGUAUGAAGGAACAAAUCUUCAGAACUUGACCCACUUUAAACUCGGGAAUGAGAGCGGGACCACUCUGCCCAGUUAUACUUACCGUGAGUCGACUGUCCGAGAGGAUUACUCCGAGAAGCCCGUGGAAAAGCCGCACGUCCACGUGGAAGACAGAACAGUGAACUGGCCGGACAUGGCUCCCCAGUUUAUGACGGACAGAUCUGUAGGCAACUCGGAAUACACCAAUAUGUACAAAAACGACCAGUUUGUUACUCCUCGAGCCCCAACAUUUCCUCGACUUGAUACUUCCAAGAUGCAGCUUCCGAUCAACAUGGAGAAAACCAAACCUCUGAGAGGUGUGCACGUGGACUUGGGGUGCGAUCAGCCAAACCUUGAAUCAGAGACUGAGUAUGCCUACGGCAUAUCCCAAGGAAAGAAAAGACCAGGGUCCAGUGGGGGACUGACCGCUAAGCUGGAGGAGGCCAAACAAGUGACCAAGAUGAUGAAGGACAUGGAGAGGUCAUCGCAUGUCUUUAGAGGAGGGGACUAUAACGGGAUACAACAAAGUAUGGCCAGUACGUUUAGUGUUGAUUACGACAAGACGGACAAGAUUCCCAUCACAGUGCGAUUCCCUAUGGCGGCAAUUAUGAGAUCCAGCCGCGAAGAACAGGACAAGGCCCUUAAGGAUAGUAAUGAAGAGGAAGAAGACGAGGAGAAGAAGAAAUUACCCAAAAUCAUUAAGGAAGCUAUGGAGAGCCACAACGGCACGGGAGAUGCAGCCGAAGGCACAAGGUACCACACCAAGGCUCACUUCAAGUUUGGGACAGACGACGGCAAGUUUGACUCCGUGUACACCAAAGACUUCAUGCCCGGUACAAAGAAUAAACUCAACAAGCCCGCUCACAUUGGUGCUCCGGCCGAUUCAGACGUUUACCACAGAGACCCAUCUGAUUGGUUCCGGACAACAAACAAAGACGACUUCUCUGGCAGUGUUCCGUUCUUGGCAACUAAAUCUAUGGAAGAGAGAAGUAGACAGAUCCGCCUUAACAAGAGCAAGCGGCAUGGUCACAAUCUCAGUUUCUCUUACGAUCCUAGCUGGUCUACAGCGCACAGGCAGCAGUCACUGUUCAGUGAUGACUAUCGCGGCCCACCCUCCUUCUUCCAAGCCCUGGAGCCUAGGAAAGGGUAUGUGAACCCCUGGAACCACUUGAUAACAGACGCUGCACUGCCCUACCAGCCAGAUCAAAAUAAGAAAACAGAAAAACAGGACAAUUUCAAGACGCUGUUCAUGGGACCAGAGGAAUCCGUAGAAAGGCGCAGGUGGAAAGAUGACCAGUGUAAGAAACGCGUAGAGGAUGGACACAUCGCUCACUUUACUCUAGGAUCUGAAUUCCAAAAACCGAAGACUGUCACAGAAAUCGAAUACUCCGGGAGACCCAAGUUAGAUUUCGGUGUUGCCCCCGCUGGAAAAGCGGAGAAAAUAGCUCCAUUCAGAUUUGAACACGUUAAAAUUAGCGCCAACCAAGAAGACUUUUUACCCGAUCCCUUCAGAACCAGCAAGUUUGAAGGUGUCGUAGCCAAACAGAAUUACGUCACAAGAUCUCUUCCAGCCUUGCCAGUUCACCAUGCUUCCAUUAUGAAGAAUGACUACGUCCCUCUGCGAUUCAGAGAAUUUACAGAUCCCCAGAAAGUGAUGUUAAAACAAGAUGAAAAGCUCAGCCAAAAGCCGAUUGAAAAAACACACUUCUUCCACUUGGAUAACACCAAACGCACAAAUUUUGAAACGACAGCGUCUGCCGAUUACAUAAAACCAGAGUUACAAUCCGGUAAAGUGUACCUAUCAGCCAGAUGAUGAUAACAGAGAAACAGAUACAGCAACAACACCGCCAAUGCUAGCCUGGUUACCGCAGGGACCACUAUAGAAGCGUAAUACUGACUGGCUGUUUUGUAAUCUCUGUGGAACCCACAGAUGGACCUCAUGCCUGUGACAUAUUACUUUUAGACGACGCAAAAACCAUUGUAGAGCAAAAUAUUGAAGCUAUGCCAGCCGCAGGAAUUAAUGUAAAAAUAGCAAAUAGUUUCACAAAGCAAAAAAAGAUCCAUUAGUUUCAUAACGAUUGCGCAGAGAUGGUAAAACUUGAAAAUUGUAAUAACAACAUUUCUACGUAGUGUUUAUAAACGUACCAGAUAUACUGAUAUAACAUCGUUUGCUAAACAUAAAGAGUUAAUUAUUUAAUAUAAAGUAUCAUCCCCAGACACUGGACAAAGCCCACCACUUUGGAGUUGAGAUUAUUUGUUCUCAAACCUUAGAAAAAACACUCUUUGUAACCAAGUAAUUUUGUGGUAAGCUUACAAGUUAAAAGAGGCAUUACGCCAGAACGCUGCGUCUGGUUUCCCAGUGUCCUGUCACUGAAGCCCAAGGAAAUUGAUUAGUUCCCAGUGCUUUCACUAGGUUUCUUUCCCUGGCAGAUUACGAAGUUAUGACUCUAAAGCUUUAAUGGCACAGGCACUCAGAUGCCACAAAAAAGACAACUGGUAAUUGCUGAAGUUUAAACAAUUAUAUUUGGAGGCGCAGAAGAUUUUUUUACACGCCAUCUUGCCAUUAUUCUUAGCAUUUAGAACUUCAUUAUUACUUUGAUGAAUAAAGAUGUAGUGGCUAUUAUACUUCUUCAUCUCGAGUGAUGAAUAUGUUGGCUAAAAAAAUUCCCCUGGUUAAAUUGGUUUUUAGAUCAAGGCGGGGAUUUCAAUCUUAAAAGAGUUCAAUCAGAGUACCAUUAUAGGUAAUCAUUAUCAGACUUAUCAUAUUAAUCUAUCAGUAUAUUUUUAUGGUCAAACUUCCUGUGAUAGCAGCUGUACACAUACGUAAUCAACAUGAAAGCCUCACCCUAUCUGCAUGAACCACAGCGCUGAAUGUGAUAUAUUCUAUUGCAGAUGUUGCACAGUUUAUAUAGCCUUAUGUCAAAUAAAAGAAUGAAUCAUAAUAAACGGAUGUCCUCAUGGUUUUUUCUUUUUUUUUGUGUGUGUAACAAAACUGACCGCAAAGAGUUGAGUAAAAUGGGUUUUCGUUUCAGUGUGCCAAUUAUGCAGUUUUCUUCUUAGAUAAUUGGUCAAUGAACAAAAUAUUACCAACACCACCAGUCUAUUUAGUUUUUGGCGUAUGGAGACAAACUGAAAUCCAUAACAUGCCAAUUUU